Molecule: messenger RNA, 2584 nt
Organism: Fimicolochytrium jonesii
Lineage: Eukaryota; Fungi; Chytridiomycota; Chytridiomycetes; Spizellomycetales; Powellomycetaceae
Exons: 4
Coding region: 105-2225 (706 amino acids)
Source: RefSeq, a predicted model, not a curated record
CUCGAGUCUCGACAUGGAGUUCGCAAGCAACAUCAACGGCUCAUCGCUCGCGAACGAUAACACACUUGGCAAGUGACCUCGACUACGGAAGAGCCUUAUGUGCAAUGGCUUCGUCGCUCAAGCACGCUGCCCGCAUCCUCUUGAGCGCACUGGACCAGCUGGACGGUCUUGGCGAGGCCUCAAAGCUAGCGCACCACGCACACGAGAAGGCCGUGGGAAUCUCCGACCCAGUACUUCGCCCGGCGGCUCCGAUUGAGGACAGCGCCAUGGCAAUCGACGUGGAUUUAGGGAGCCGGCCUACCGGUGGUCUGACAAAGACAACAGAGGCGGAAGGUUUCUCUGGCAGUUGGGGCGGGGUGUCCACAGGACCUUCCCCGCUCAAACGGAAGCUGGACUCCGGAUUCCCAUUGCCCGACGCCAAGUCUCAGCGAACCUCGGCAUCUCUCUCCUCCCGCAUGCAGCGAAGUUUACGCGUACAUGAGAGUCAUCCGCCUGAGGAAUCGGCCGACUUCAGUAGCUUGGAGCACCUGCAUGCGUCCGGAUCUUUGUCCGAUUCCGGAGUAGAGUUUCGUUCUCGCAGGCCCUCCCGAUUAGCUUGCAGUGACAGCCAUAGUUCGUUUUCGGAUGGGACACCUGGAUCUGCCGAUAUGUCGCCUGGGGUGGCAUCACCAUCUCGCCCGCUUUCCAGGGGAACUAGCUCAAAUGACCUAGAUGCAUCUAGCAUAUCAGAUUGGAUCUUAUGCCAAGCUCGUCGAAAUCGGGUUCCAUUGGAGAAAAUGCAGGCAACCUGGGAGCUCAAAAAGAAGGAGUUGGAAUACAACUUGGGUCAACUGGUCAAUGGGGUCCCGAGCGAUUCGUACCAGGACCUGAAGCUGAUCACGACCCAGAUCAUAGAAACGGCCAAUUGGCUGUCAGGAGGGAAUCAUGAAGAGCUUGGGGACUAUGUCCCGAUGUGGCGAUCGACGCAGACCAAUAUAGAGAAUGUGAUCCAUUUCGUGAAGGUCGUCGAAGACAUGAAAUCAACGAUCGCAACUGGUUACCAACCCGACGGAGACCUGCCCUCGGAUCUCUUGCAGGCAAAGAAGGAAGCGUGGGGUGACUUAUUGAGCACCGACGGUGCGAGAUGGAGGACAAUGGGGUUCCCCAUCGAUGAGCUACAGCCAUUGAUCAAUGCCGCCGGUACUUGGAUCUACGGACUCCCUUGGAAUCACCUUGCUCGACUGGACGCGGAGCUGCAAACGUUGCAAGGGCAGACUAUGGAUGAGGCAGCACAUCCCAGGCUGCAUGUGCUUAUGGAGAGAGUUUUUGACGGCAUCCUGUUCGCACGCGACUGUGCGGAAUUCGUCGGACGCCCGAUGAACAAGCGCAUACAGGUUGGCGCGUUGAGCCUGGUUACCGUCUUCUUCAGUUUCACAAUCUCUUUCUUCGAGAGCAAAUCCCUUACCGCCGCGGACGCCCCCUCGACAUCGGCAACCACUGCACUCGCUCCGCCGACCACACUUGCGAGCGCUGGCCGCGGUAAAAUGGGUGAAGCUCACGCUGUACAAUACUUUGGCAACCUGGUGAAGCUUUUGGAGGCGCUCGAGGUGAUGACGAACGCCGGGACGCCUCUCGAGACAUCUGCAAAGUUGUGCUCGCUUGGGAAAAGCAAGCAGACUCGGCUUGGUCAUUUUCGGAGACUUAGUGCGGGAGCACCAGACAAGUCGCAUUUGGGAAGUGAUAGCGAACCUCAAGACAGUGGAGACGAUUGGGCACCGACUAAGGACCUCGGAGGAGGGAGUCCUCAAAAUCGGGGUGAUCAAGCAGUCAACCAUGCGGCAGGUAGCCAUCAGGCAGCAGUCAGACCACGAUCAUCACCAGCUUCGGUGAGAUCAUCACACUCCGAAACAAACGCAAACACCCACAAUGUCCUCUUUUCAACCUCCACAGAGCACGACCCUGAGACGAGAUCAAUUGUGGAGAACUUCGCGCGGGUGGUCGUAGAGGCCGGACUUCAGAUUUGCGAAUACUUUGCUGCACGGAAUCACGGCGCAACGAGGACUGAGGGCGCCAGAGCAUUGGUUGGGUCUACAGACGUACGCAUCGCUGGGGGGAGGGGGUUGCUGGUUCUUGUAACGGCGGUACGAUAUGUGCGAGCCGUUACGCUUCUUGCAGGAUGUGAUGCCGCCGAGAUGCGAAGGGUACAGGUGCUGGUGGAUAGACUGCCCUCUGGGAGCAUCAUAUAGAGCAUGCCCCACUUGUAACUUAACUUUUUUGGCUACACAAUGAGCAUCUACAUGAUAUACCCUAUCACUCAGAUAUUCUAACUGUUGGGCUCUAGUUCAAAAACGGACGCUGGAAAGUCCUCCAAUAUGUCGCAAACAAUCCCAGGCGACUUCAAUGUAUACUGCCUCCAAAAUCCGCCGUUCUCUCUCCUCUCGACGUUCUUCAGCUCAUACUCGGGCAAAAUGUUCAGAUAUCGAAACAGUUGUCCGAUGGCUAUGUUCUCCUCUACAAGCAUCCGUUGAUACUUUGCGUCGCUAAUGGUGACAACGCUCGUUGCCUUGCAGCAUACUUUGUCCUGCAACAAGAGGUCAACUUCGCG